AGUGCAGCUGGAGCCGCCAUGCAGACCACGACGGGGAUGUGCCUGUGUCUGGUGACGGCGCUGGCCUUAGCGGCGUCGGCGGCGACGACCUUCCGGCGCGACCCUGCAAGUUUAGAAGACAAGGUGAUCAGACUACGAAGAAGCCCAGAACCUUUUCGAGACAGUUCAUAUGGAGGCAGCUUUUCUUCGAGUUCAAGUAGCUCUUCAUCUAGCAGUGGCUUAGGAAGUUUCGGAGAUGACAUUUGGAAAAGUAGCAGUAAUUCCAAAAGUUCAUCGUCAUCAGGUGGAUUUGGUGGCUCAUCGCAAAGCGGUUCCUACUCAUCAAGUAGCAGCAAAGGGUUUGGCGGAAACAGUGGAAGUUCAUCCCAGAGCAGCUCUUCGUCAUCCGCGGGUGGUGGAAAGGGUGGUAGCGCAUCUCAGAGUGGGUCUUCAUCCUCAGCAGGAAGUGGUGCUGGUGGAAUUGGAGGGGGUCUUGGGGGACCAGGUGGCUCCAUAGGAGGAGGUAAUGCUGGUGGUAUAGGUGGGGGCCAUAGUGGACCAGGUGGUCCCAUAGGAGGAAUAGGUGGCGGCCAUGGGGGACCAGGUGGUCCCGUAGGCGGAAUAGGCGGAGGCCAUGGGGGACCAGGUGGUCCCAUAGGCGGAGGCAAUGCUGGUGGUAUCGGAGGAGGUUUCGGGAGUGGAGGUGGCUCAUUUGGUGGAAGUGCAGGAGGUGGUAAAUAUGGUGGAAGUGGUGGUAGCUCUUCUCAGAGUGGUUCUUCGUCCUCUGCGGGAGGUAGUUUAGGUGGAAGCCAGGGUCAAGGAGGUUCACUGGGAGGAGGUCACUCAGGUGGUGUUGGAGGAGGCAAUGGUGGCUCAGGUGGUUUUGGAGGAGGAAAUUCUGGUGGUUUUGGAGGAGGUAAUGCAGGGGGUAUAGGUGGAGGUCAUGGUAUUGGCGGUGGUUUGUCAGGAGGAAGUGGAGCUGGAGGAAAGUAUGGUGGAAGUGGUGGUAGCUCUUCUCAGAGUGGUUCUUUGUCCUCUGCGGGAGGUGGUUUAGGUGGAAGCCAGGGUCAAGGAGGUUCACUGGGAGGAGGUCACUCAGGUGGUGUUGGAGGAGGAAGUGCUGGUGGUUUUGGAGGAGGACAUGCUGGUGGUUUUGGAGGAGGACAUUCUGGGGGUUUUGGAGGUGGUAAUGCAGGGGGUAUAGGUGGAGGUCAUGGUAUUGACGGUGGUUUAUCAGGAGGAAGUGGAGCUGGAGGAAAGUAUGGUGGAAGUGGUGGUAGCUCGUCCUCUGCGGGAGGUGGUUUAGGUGGAAGCCAGGGUCAAGGAGGUUCACUGGGAGGAGGUCACUCAGGUGGUGUUGGAGGAGGCAAUGGUGGCUCAGGUAGUUUUGGAGGAGGAAAUUCUGGUGGUUUUGGAGGUGGUAAUGCAGGGGGUAUAGGUGGAGGUCAUGGUAUUGAUGGUGGUUUGUCAGGAGGAAGUGGAGCUGGAGGAAAGUAUGGUGGAAGUGGUGGUAGCUCUUCUCAGAGUGGUUCUUCGUCCUCUGCGGGAGGUGUUUUAGGUGGAAGCCAGGGUCAAGGAGGUUCACUGGGAGGAGGUCACUCAGGUGGUGUUGGAGGAGGCAAUGGUGGCUCAGGUGGUUUUGGAGGAGGAAAUUCUGGUGGUUUUGGAGGUGGUAAUGCAGGGGGUAUAGGUGGAAGUCAAGGUAUUGGUAGUGGUUUAUCAGGAGGAAGUGGAGCUGGAGGAAAGUAUGGUGGAAGUGGUGGUAGCUCUUCUCAGAGUGGUUCUUCGUCCUCUGUGGGAGGUGGUUUAGGCGGAAGUCAGGGUCAAGGAGGUUCAUUGGGAGGAGGCCACUCCAGUGGCUUUGGAGAAGGAAGUGCUGGUGGUUUUGGAGGAGGACAUGCUGAUGGAAUUAAUGGAGGUAUUGGUAGUGGAAGUGGUUCAUCAGGAGGAAGUGGUAGCUCGUCUCAGAGUGGUUCUUCAUCAUCUGUAGGUGGUGGUGUUGGUGGUGUUGGAGGAGGUCAUGGAGGUCAUAGUGGCUCUAUAGGAGGAGGACAUGCUGGUGGUAUUAAUGGAGGACUAGUAAAUGAAGGUGGCUUUUUAGGAGCAACCAAUGGUGGAUCAGGUAGUAGCAGUUCGGCCGAGAGUAGCUCUAGUGCUGGCAGUGGCGGUUUUGGAAAUUCUGGUGCUUCAAGUAGUAGUUCUAGUAAGGCUCAGUCUGGAAGUAGUGGUUUUGGAGCAUCUGGUAGUCAGUCAAAAAGUUCUUCAUCAAGUUCCACCAAGGGAGGCUCAUUUGGAGGGCCGGGACACAAGCACGGCACGGUGCUGCUGUCGAGGUUCGGCGGCGGCGACGACGAAGGGAGUCCGUCCUCGGUCGGCGGCAGCGGCACCUCCUCGGGCAAGGGCGUGUUCUCGUCGUCCAGCUCCGCCAUAGACAACUCCGGCAAGGUGUCGUACAGCGCCCACGCCGGCAAGAUACCGUAGGCUCGCCGCGUCCCAGUCCCCGCGUGCCAAGCGCUGAGAGAAAAAAAAAAUGCACGCUCGGUGGAACCAAAAACUCUGAGCCAACAACACCUUCCGAGACCUACGUCUGACGUACGUUUCACGUAAUGCAACUCAUGGAACUGUUUAAAAAAAAAAAAAAAACUGCAGAACUUUUUGCAGGCGAUACUGAGUUUUAGUUAGUAUACUGCUCACGUAAACCCGUUUCAAAAUCGUGUUCUGUGGUAUUUCCUCCCUGCUUAUUUUUCUCAGUGCACUACGGGUUUUCGGGAGCGGUUUUUACAGUGGAGAAGGAUCAUUUGGUGCUAUACAUGCUAAUUAUCAGCUUAUAUUAUUCCUUCAUAACUUAAAAAAAUAAUAAUACACCUCUGGGUGUGAAAAAAAGAGAAGAAAUCCCGGAGGCAAAGAAAACAUUUUGAAGAGGAUUAAGAGAAUGGACGAAAUCGUUCCUGGAGCUAUCAAUAGCUCGCAUCUGCUUAUGCAUUGUAAAUAUUACAGAAAUUAUUAGUGUCAGGAAUUGUGGUAAACGCCAUACAUUUAUCUUGCUUGCUUGUUGUUCUUAUUGUUUUUCUGAACACUUAUUAAUUGAGUAUAGUUUUUAAAUUGCAUUUAGUAGAAAUAUAAAUGUAUUUCUCAAAAACAUCUCCAUCACCAGUCAUCGGGGCGGCGUUUGCAUGCCAAUGCGAAUAGCAUGAGCGCCAACAUCCGUCACGAAGACAGCGAGGGAGUGAAGAUUUUAAUCCACCAUUAUUUAGUGAACGAUUACGUCGUUACGAACCCACUCGACGAGAUCACUUGGUUUCACAAAUCAAUCUUCGUUGAUUCGUUUGAAACAAUGCUCUUGAAGCCAUGUACUAACUGCUUUGCAAUUUACUAUGUCGUGCCUUUAUGAAAUGUGCUAUGAAAUAAACCAAAGUUCACCCAAA
This is a messenger RNA of Bacillus rossius redtenbacheri, 3404 nucleotides long. RefSeq names its product loricrin-like. Lineage: Eukaryota; Metazoa; Arthropoda; Insecta; Phasmatodea; Bacillidae. Bases 19 to 2460 code for a protein of 813 amino acids. The transcript is spliced from 3 exons. The record is from RefSeq and is a predicted model, not a curated record.